Messenger RNA from Xenopus laevis (African clawed frog), 8615 nucleotides. RefSeq lists its product as uncharacterized. The coding region runs from base 2293 to 8097 and encodes 1934 amino acids. The record is from RefSeq and is a predicted model, not a curated record. The transcript is spliced from 2 exons. NCBI's taxonomy places the organism in Eukaryota, Metazoa, Chordata, Amphibia, Anura, Pipidae.
ACCAAAUGGGAUCACAAUUACUCCGACCUCACCAACGAAUCCGGUUGCAGCCGAAUACAGUCCAGUCUCUGAAUUGGUGGACAAAAGUUGGAAACCUUCGACACCCAGUAUCUUUGAGUCAGCCACAAGGGAUAGUGCUAACCACAGAUGCCAGCAAGUGGGGCUGGGGGGCCCACACACUGGGGUUCGAGGUUCAGGGCAGGUGGGAUCCAUCGGAAGUCCCCAAAUCUUCCAAUUGGAAGGAGUUGAAGGCAGUGUUCCUAGGGCUGUUAACUUUCGAGAGUCACCUCCUAAACAACUUAAACUAAGCAUUUCCACCCUGAGGGGUCAGGUGACAGCCAUUUCCCAUUUCUCUAAAGUGGCAUGGUCUCAAAAUACUCUGGUUAAGAAAUUUUUCCAAGGAGCCAAAAAACUUGCGCCUGUCAUUAGACCUCAGAUCCCUCCAUGGGAUCUAGGUCUGGUCUUGAACGCGCUCACCAGAGAACCUUUUGAACCCAUAGAGGACAUUCCAUUAAAGAUGUUAAACUUGAAAAUGUGUUUCUUAUUGGCAAUUACCUCUGCAAGAAGAGUCGGGGAACUCCAAGCUCUUUCUAUCCAGGAAGGGAAACUUACCUUUCUGCAGGAUAAGGUGGUCCUCAAAACAGCAGAUAGGUUCAUCCCCAAGGUGGUGUCUGAAUUCCAUACCACACAAGACAUUAUUCUUCCCACUUUUUUCCCUGAUCCAAAAUCCGACUCAGAGCAUCAAUGGCACAAGCUGGAUGUUGUUAGAUGUCUGAAAACCUACCUGGACAGAGUUCGGCCAAUAAGAUCUUCGGAUGUUAAAAUCCAGCACAGUACCCUCGACUAUUAAGGCACAUUCAACCAGAGGGAUGGCGACAUCCUGGGCUUUCCAUGCAGGUGUCACUUCAGAAGAAAUCUGCAAAGCUGCAGUGUGGUCCUCCUUUCAUACAUUUCUCAACCAUUACAAAUUCGAUGUUUUUGUUAACAAACCAGUUGCUUUCGGCACUACGGUGCUGAGUUCUGUACUAAAUUCUGUCUAAAAUCUAACUUCUCCCUCCCUCGUUUAUGUUGGGUUCUUUGGUAUAUCCCAUUGUGGCCCACUGCCAUGUGUAAGGAACAGGAAUAGGGAAAAUCAUAUCAUACUUACCGAGAUUUUCCUUUCCUGGACUGGAACAUGGCAGUGGGCACGGCUUCCCACCCUCUAUUGGGGGAGACUCCAGGAGUUCAAAGAUGGCGGCCAGGGGGCGGAAGCAGGGUUUUUAUGUUGUAUUUCCUGUCACAUUGCAUGGUGGGAGGGAUUAACCCAUUGUGGCCUACUGCCAUGUUCCAGUCCAGGAAAGGAAAAUCUCGGUAAGUAUGAUAUGAUUUUCCCUAAUACCAACUCUUUCUUAUUCGUUUGGCUGCACAUUUUGGCAUAUAAAAAUUCUGACGUAACCACCAAUGAUUACUGCCUUUUGGCAUUGGACUUGAUUACUAGAACACAUGAAAAAACUACAGCACUGCCUCUAAUAUGCUUUAAAUCACUUUUACUCUCAUAGCAUGAUCAGAGCAAAAUUUUUGAACACUACAAGUUCUUUACCAAGCAAAUGCCAGAUUUUCUUCAUAUGUGUAUCAAAAUUUUGAAUUGAAAAUCAUUCUAUGUUUUCUGUAAUUUGUGUAAAAUGACAAUAAGAUUUCCAGACACCUGUAGCCUAAAUUGUUAUUUUAGCAGGGGUGUAAUUGUGUGAGCUCUGGUUGGACCUAAUAAUCAACCGAGGGUGAAAACUGCUGAUCCAAUUAACACUCAGUCAAGCAUCUUGCUAUAGGCAGAACUAUUACUUUUCCUUUUUGCAGAGUUAACUUGGAAAGUUGCUAACAGUGACAUUAGUCUCUGUGUUUCCUUUAUUCUACCUAUCCAGUUUUUGUGUGCUGUCCAUCACAGGACUAUUGUGUUAAGACAUCUAGUGGUCAUUUGCGUAACUGCAGUUUAGCUCCUCUCAUAAGGAACCAUGAAGUGUCUUACACUUGUUAAUAAAGUUUGUUAAUAAAGUUUCACCCUCAGGCUGCAGGAGCCAUCUUACCUCUCAGGAGUGUUCUAGGAAGUUCAUCUGUCUUCCCUCCAUACAUAUAUGCUUUUUUACAAAAUAAACAACUCCACAUGGAAGUAUAUUCAGUUUUACCUAAAGAACACAACCUCCUUCUGUCGAGUUAUGUUCGCUAGCUGUCAGCUAAUCGUUAGUAGGACAGCAUAGUAAAAAAGCAUACGUAUACGUAACAGGCGAAGAUAAAGAGCUGCAUUUGAAUUCAUACAUCAUGAAUCCAGAUAAGAGUAUGGACAUCUCGCAACAAACUUAUGAGACCAGGUCCCACGUGUCUGGCUCCAGAUAUUCAGGACACUCCAGCAGAUCGUCUGCAAGCUCUGCAGGCCUCAGAGCAAGAGCAAAAGCUGAAGCAGCACGCGCAGCGCUCUCAUAUGUCGAAAAAGAAGCCGAUAUGAUCAGACAGAAAGCGGAGUUAGAGGCUAAUAUGCAUAUACUGCAGAUUCAAAAGGCAGCAGUAUCAGCAUCGGCAGAGGCUGCAGUAUACGAGACUGCUUUCGGCUUGGAAGGAGAUCAGCUCCACGAUGUUCCAGAAGUAGCAAUUCAUGAUCCAGUACAGAGAACUCAGGAAUAUGUACAGAAACACACUUUGGACCAAGUCAAAACAGAGUAUCCUUCUAUUGAACCCAUCUCCAGCACAGUUCCACAGUUCCAUAACUCAACAUAUAAGCAGCCUGUUCCAGAUACAUCUGAGGCGCCCCCUGCUGCUCAUGAUGAUUCAAAAAAUGUUCCAGCUUCAAAGGUGCGCGUUCAAGAAAACAUGGACUAUGCUAAUCCUCAGUAUCCAUCAAGUGACCCGGGUUAUCAUACUCCCUCUGUGAGAAAUGUCCCCUUAGGAUCAUCAGAGUCAAAUGAUCUAGCGAAAUACCUAAUUCGUCGAGAAUUAGUAAGCACAGGCCUCUUAACAUUUGACGAUCGUCCAGAGAACUAUUGGGCAUGGAAGACAUCAUUCCAAGGUAUCACCAGAGAUCUCAACCUCACAGCCAGAGAAGAGCUAGAUUUGCUGACAAAGUGGCUUGGGCCAGAUUCAUCUCGGCAGGCUCAAAGAAUCAGGUCGGUGCACGUUCAUAACCCUUCAGCUGGGGUUAGGAUGGUGUGGCAGAGACUAGAAGACUGUUACGGCAGCCCUGAAGUAAUUGAAAAUGCCCUAAUGAAAAAACUGGACGAUUUCCCUAAAAUGUCUAACAAAGACAAUCUAAAGUUGAGAGAACUUGGCGACAUAUUGUUGGAGGUGAAUGCAGCUAAAACAGAAGGCUACUUACCAGGACUGGCAUACCUAGAUACAACUCGUGGGGUUAAAUCGAUCAUUGAAAAGCUUCCAUAUAGUCUGCAAGAUAAGUGGAUUUCUCAAGGUUCUAGGUACAAAGAAGUUAAUCACGUUCCCUUCCCACCAUUCAGUUUCUUCACCAACUUUAUUGUCAACCAAGCAAAAAUCAGAAACGACCCAAGCUUCAUAUUCUCAACGUACAGCAACCAGAUGCCAGCACACACAGAGAAGACAGGAGCUAAGUAUGGUAACAGACCUUCCGUGUCGGUCAGAAGGACAGAGGUGUUAGCCACGGAUUCAGCUGUGCAGAUUACUAACUCUGAAAAGAAAUCUUUGGACCCAGAUAGUCCAUGCCCGAUCCAUAGAAAACCUCACCCACUGUCAAAGUGCCGUGGAUUCAGGAGCAAGCAUAUCGACGAACGUAAAGCUUAUUUGAAAGAAAAUAAUAUCUGCUUUAAAUGUUGUGCAUCCACCAAACAUUUUGCUAAAGACUGCAAGGCCAAUAUAAAAUGUAGUGAGUGCAAAAGUGACCAGCAUAUCUCAGCACUGCACCCGGGCCCAGCUCCUUGGACAUCAGAGACUAUUGUAACCGUCAAAGAGCAUGGCGGGGAGGACAAUGAACCUAUUUCAUCCACAGUUGUAUCCAAAUGUACAGAGGUAUGUGCAGAAGGGACAAGGCCCAGAUCCUGCUCCAAGAUUUGUUUAGUAACUGUAUAUCCCUCUAACAAACCUGACUGUUCUGUAAACAUGUAUGCAGUAUUAGAUGAUCAAAGUAACCGUUCAUUAGCUAAAUCUGAAUUCUUUACUGUGUUUAACAUUAGUGGUGAAGCAUUUUCCUACACUCUAAAAACGUGCUCAGGUACUAUGGUGAAAACAGGGCGUAGGGUAUCUAAUUUUACUAUUCAGUCUAUAGACGGGAAAUCACAGUUAGAACUUCCCACUCUCAUCGAGUGUGACAUGUUACCUGAUGACAGGUCAGAAAUACCAACACCUGAGAUUACACAGCAUUUUCCUCAUUUGGAAUCAUUAGCAGACAAAAUUCCUGCACUUGACCCUAAUGCUCAAAUACUCCUCUUGUUAGGAAGGGAUAUCCUGAGGGUUCACAAAGUACGUGAACAAGUCAAUGGACCCCAUAACGCCCCCUAUGCACAGCGUUUAGAUUUGGGUUGGGUCAUAGUUGGAGAAGUAUGUUUAGGAGGAACUCAUCCAUCAAUGGGUGUGAACUCAUUCAAGACAAAUGUACUACCUAGUGGACGCACUUCGCUAUUCAGCCCAUGCUCUAGCUUUAUGCAAAUAAAAGAAAACUUUAAUGCUUGCAAACGGCCUUUCAACCCCGCUCUAUGCUAUGUGAAAACGGCAACUCACAGCAUGGACAGUUUAGACCAUAAUGUGUUUGUUACAACUCCAAAUGAUGAAAAACCUGCUACGUCAAUUGAAGAUAACAUGUUCCUUGACAUAGUUGAAAAAGAGAUGUUUAUCGAUGAAACGAAUCAUUGGGUAGCACCCCUACCAUUUCGUUCACCACGUCUUAGAUUGCCAAACAAUAGAGAGCAAGCUCAGAAGAGACUUCUUGCUUUGCAGCAUUCAUUCAGAAAAAAACCUGAAAUGAAAGAGCAUUUUGUUACUUUUAUGCGAAAGAUCUUUAGCCAGGACCAAGCAGAGCCCGCUCCACCGUUGCAACCAGAUGAGGAAAGUUGGUACUUACCCAUCUUCGGUGUCUAUCACCCUCAAAAACCAGGGCAGAUCAGAGUGGUUUUUGAUUCAAGUUCUCAGUAUCAAGGUAUCUCACUGAAUGACGUACUUCUUAGCGGACCUGAUUUGAAUAAUACAUUGUUGGGUGUACUCAUGCGCUUCCGCAAAGAACAAGUUGCAGUGACUACUGAUGUACAGCAAAUGUUUUAUUGUUUCAUGGUUAGGGAAGACCACCGCAACUACCUGAGGUUCCUUUGGUACCAAGACAAUGACCUUAGCCAGGAAAUUUCAGAGUUCAGAAUGAAAGUACAUGUCUUUGGGAAUAGUCCUUCUCCAGCCAUAGCCACUUACGGACUCAGACAAAUAGCGAAGCGUGGAGAAAGUGAAUAUGGCAAAGACGUAAAACAGUUUAUCUUAAGAAAUUUCUAUGUAGAUGACGGACUUAUUUCUGUGCCUACUGAAGCUGAAGCAAUCAGUCUCUUGCAGAGGGCCAGAGACAUGCUGGCAGAAUCAAAUCUCAAACUGCACAAGGUAGCAUCAAAUAGAAGUGCGGUAAUGGAAGCAUUUCCUGCAGAUGACAGGGCUAAAGAGUUAAAAGACCUUGUUCUAGGUGUUGAUCCUUUGCCCCUUCAACGAAGUCUAGGAGUAAGUUGGAACCUACAGACUGACAGUUUCACCUUUCAAGUGUCCAGGGAAGUAAAGCCAUUCACACGGAGAGGUAUCUUGGCCACAGUGAAUAGUCUUUAUGAUCCACUUGGUUUUGCGACUCCGAUCACUGUACAAGGUAAAGCUUUAGUUAGAGAGCUUUCAGUAGAUCAAUGUGAUUGGGAUACCCCACUCUCUCCAGACAAAGAGACUCAAUGGAGAACGUGGACAGAAGAUUUGAUUCAUCUUGAAGGUUUCAGCAUUCCCAGACCCUAUGUGCCAGUGUCAUUUACAGCUACAAGGCGAAAGGAGGUAUGUGUUUUUUCUGACGCUUCUACUAUGGCAAUAGCAGCUGUAGCAUAUCUCAAGGUUACAGACAGCGAUGGUCAAUGUCAUGUUGGCUUUAUUAUGGGAAAAUCCAAACUAGCUCCUAAACCAGCCCAUACAGUGCCACGUUUAGAGCUAUGUGCGGCAGUUUUGUCAGUUGAGUUAGCAGAACAGAUUGUUGAAGAAAUGGACUUUGAACCUGACGCAGUUGAAUAUUAUACUGACAGUAAAAUUGUACUAGGUUAUAUUCAUAAUACUUCCAGAAGAUUUUAUGUGUAUGUUUCAAACAGAAUCAAUCGCAUCAGAAAAUCCACUAGUCCAGAUCAGUGGCAUUAUGUUACCACUAUUCAAAAUCCAGCAGAUCACGGGACUAGACCAAUUCAAGCAACCCACUUGAAACAUACUAACUGGUUUUCAGGUCCAGAUUUCUUGUAUUAUUCAGUCACAAGUCAUCAACCUGAAGCCAAUACGUUUGACCUCGUAGAACCUGGUUCUGACUGUGAGAUCAGACCCGAAGUGACAGCCUUAGCAACUGAGGUACAUGAACGUCAGUUAGACUCACGUAGAUUUCUCAGAUUUUCAAAUUGGAAAUCUCUUGUGAGAGGUAUAACUACACUUAUUCACAUCAGCAAGUCAUUUUCUUGCAACAAACAGAAAGAUUCAUGUAAGGGCUGGCAUUGCUGUAGAAAGUUAUGCCAUCCCUUAGAUUACUUGCAAGCAGAGACUGUCAUUGUCAAAUGUGUCCAACAAGAGGUGUUUUCAGAAGAGAUUAAGUCUUUGUCAAGGACGAAGAAAGUCACAGAUCAAAGCCUGAUCAAAUGUCUGAAUCCUAUAAUUGACAAAGAGGGACUACUCAGAGUAGGAGGGCGUUUGUCUAAUUCAGACAUGGCCGAGAGUGAGAAACACCCCCUCAUAAUUCCAGCCAGCCAUCAUAUAGCCACCCUCUUAGUCAAACAUUACCAUGAGAAGGUAGCACAUCAAGGUCGUCAUUUUACUGAGGGUGCAUUACGUUCGGCAGGCCUAUGGAUCACAAGAGCUAGAAAACUAGUCUCCAGUAUUGUUCAUAAAUGUGUUAUCUGCAGGAUGUUGAGAGGAAAGGUGCAGGAACAGAAAAUGUCAGAUCUCCCACCAGACAGGCUCGUUGUAGCCCCUCCAUUCUCACAUGUUGGGCUUGAUGUCUUCGGGCCUUGGAACAUGAUGUAUCGCUAUACUAGAGGACAUUCUGCUCAGAGCAAAAGAUGGGCUGUAAUGUUCACUUGUUUAAGUACCAGAGCAGUUCAUUUAGAAGUGCUUGAAUCCAUGUCAUCUUCAAGCUUUAUUAAUGCUUUAAGAAGAUUUUUGUCUAUCCGUGGACCAGUCAAGCAAUUCCGAUCAGAUAAUGGAACAAACUUUGUAGGAGCUUGCAAGGAACUGCAAAUUAACUCAGAAGAUUCUGAGAUCCAAAAUUACCUUUUUGAACAGAGAUGCACUUGGACCUUCAAUGCUCCUCACUCAUCUCAUAUGGGAGGAGUGUGGGAGAGGAUGAUUGGCAUAGCCAGACGUAUUUUAGACUCGAUGUUGGCACAAGGCAAAAAUGUUAGACUGUCACAUGAAGUGCUGAUUACUUUGUUAGCUGAGGUUACGGCCAUAAUGAAUGCUAGACCAUUAGUUAACAUUUCAAUGGACCCUGAGAAACCUGAAGUUCUUACACCAGGAAUGCUUUUGACUCAGAAAGCUUGUCCUAUAUCAGCACCACCUGGUGAGUUCACUUUGAAAGAUCUUUACAAGUGUCAGUGGAAGCAAGUUCAGAACCUUGCUGAUACUUUCUGGAAACGUUGGAAGCAAGAGUAUUUGUCAUCACUUCAAACAAGAAGGAAGUGGAAAGAGGAGAAACCAAAUGUUCAAGAAGGACAUGUUGUCUUGUUGAAAGACCCUCAAGCUAAACGCAAUGAAUGGCCAAUGGGUCUUAUUGUAAAAGCCAUUCCCAGUGGUGAUGGGAAAGUUCGCAAAGUGGAGGUUAAAGUCAUUAACCACGGAGUUGCUAAAGUAUAUCUCCGACCUGUUUCAGAUUUGAUUGUCCUUUUUCAUAGUAAAAAGUUAUCGGAUUGAAUUUACAGUAAUUCUUAGGUAUAUUAUAGUGGCAUAUAUUUACGCCAGGCGGGGAGUGUGCUGUCCAUCACAGGACUAUUGUGUUAAGACAUCUAGUGGUCAUUUGCGUAACUGCAGUUUAGCUCCUCUCAUAAGGAACCAUGAAGUGUCUUACACUUGUUAAUAAAGUUUGUUAAUAAAGUUUCACCCUCAGGCUGCAGGAGCCAUCUUACCUCUCAGGAGUGUUCUAGGAAGUUCAUCUGUCUUCCCUCCAUACAUAUAUGCUUGUAAGUCUGCAUAUUAUUUGUUAGAUUUAUUGUGCAUUGCAUCACUGUAUGUUCAAUGUCAGUAUUAGCUGUUCUUUCUCUGAAAUGUGUUUAUAAAUGCCACAUGCAAUUGCAUAUUGUAAUUUCAGUCUAUUUGAUUGUAUUGCAGUUUUACAAAAUAAACAACUCCACAUGGAAGUAUAUUCAGUUUUACCUAAAGAACACAACCUCCUUCUGUCGAGUUAUGUUCGCUAGCUGUCAGCUAAUCGUUAG